Postia placenta MAD-698-R-SB12 is the source of this 3900-nucleotide messenger RNA. RefSeq lists its product as hypothetical. Gene Ontology annotation, molecular function: ATP binding; ATP hydrolysis activity; histone binding. The transcript is spliced from 10 exons. Lineage: Eukaryota; Fungi; Basidiomycota; Agaricomycetes; Polyporales; Adustoporiaceae. Gene Ontology annotation, cellular component: Swr1 complex. Bases 1 to 3900 code for a protein of 1299 amino acids. The record is from RefSeq and is a predicted model, not a curated record.
AUGGCACGGCAGCGGCCACUGCGUGGGUUGUAUUUCGCUGCAUUCCAUGGGGCUCGUAGGGUCAUCCUCUCAUUAUUGGGACAUGCGUACUACAUUGUAGUAAAUCCUCUUGCGCGUGGAAUGCUGUAUACCCUCGAUACCGACUCUGCGCAGAGCCCGAACGAUGAGAAGUCGUACUGCCCGCCACUCAUCUACCGUGUCAUGGAGUACGGGAAGGCUCUAACACGAGAUUUCACUGCUGCCAAAGCGGAUACGUCUGCAGUGUUCCAAGAGGUAACUUCGUUCGGCCAUUAUGUCGUGUCGCGUCGAUCGCUGAAAGUGCAACAGUUUAGGCAACGAUAUGAUCUUGUCGACCACUCUUCGUCAGCGGGCCCAUCUCGCCAGACGCGCAGAGCGCAUACAGAGCGGUUGCAGUCUCUCAAGGCCCCUUUUGUGUCUGCGCCUCAAUCGCGCUUGAAGAAAAACACAAAGACUGUGGCACCUUUCACAUCUCCCGAUACCGCACUUGUCGCUGCGAAUACCAAAGGUAAAGGCAAGGGAAAGCCUAUUGACGGGGUUGUCAAUGGUACGGCGUCUGCGAAACUAUUGCCUUCACAGAUGAAAUUUCCUUUGGCCAAGCAGCCCUCGGUGAAGCGCAUCAAGCUCAUUGUGCGCCCCCCUGAUCCCGUCUACACUCAUCCGGGUCAGAUCCCACCCACUGCCAAGCAUGACCAGUCUUUGGUCAAACUACUUUCAUCAUAUACUGUACUCGACGACAAUGAUGUCGACGCUGCGACUGUGGAGCAACUUGUGCAGCGCGCCGCAGCUUUUUGGGACCGUGUAGAUUCGCUACAAAAGCAGGGUCGAUUCUUUCCACACGCGAUGGGCAUCGGCGAGAAUACGUCUGGUCUGUCUCACAGUGCAGACGCGUCUGCUUCGCGCCAGAGCCGCGACUUAUGGUCACAUGUCGUGGAUGCAAUGCGGUCUCGCGCGCUGUCCCGGCCGAUCAAUGGCCGCCAAGUGGCCGCACAAGUUGCGAGCCGAGUUCGCGCGUACUGGGAGAGUAGGGCCCUAAAGCAGGACAAAGUCAAGGUGCAGGAGGAGAAGCGCCUCCGUGCCCUAGCAAAGGCCACCAUCAAGUUCGUCAUCGUUGAGUGGAAGAAGGCUGUCUUCCAUGUCCGCGAGGAGGAGCGACUGAAGCGGGAGGAAGAGGAGCGUAGGCGUGGCCACCUACAUCUGGAUGCAAUUUUGGACCAGUCCGGGCAGAUCUUGGAGGCCCAGCAACUCGACUUGAGCAAGGCCGCUUCACGCAGCCGCUCAAGCAGCGUAUCAGCGAUGCUGCAUCAUUGGACCCCCAUGUCACCGGAGGCUAAUGGUGUCUCGCUUUCCGAGGCCGGCGUUGACAGUGACGACGAAUUGUCAUCGGAAGUGGAUGGAACGGAAGACGAUCCGGGAGUAGACUCAGCCUUUCUUCUCGCGGAGGACGACAUCGCGUCUCUCAUGAGGUCAAGGUCUACGACAACCGACCAGAGCAUCAGCCGCAGCGCAUCCGUGUCGCAAUCGCAGGAUGAUCAUGACGCCAUGAGCAUUGAAGAAUCCGUUGUUCAUAGUGAGAGCGAAGACCGCACAGAUGCAACGCCUAUGGUCUCCGCCUCACCAAAUACGACCGCAAGCCCGAGCGUAUCAUUGAUGGAUAUGGACCUUGAAUAUCCGGACGCUCCGGACGACGUCGUCGACGGCCUGAACACACCUAUACUGUCCCUUACUUCGCACCGCUCAAAUCACGACAUCAUUUCAAGCCCUUCUCUCCAGCCAGAUGAUGCCACACCCGCUCGCGCCUCUGCUCAACAAGCAUACUACAGACGUGCCGAUGAGCGUAUUGUGCCGUCGUCGACAUCUGCUACCUUGCUUGACUCGACGGACAAUGACCUAGACAUGAAAUCGCGUGGGAUCCUGGACGACAGCGCACUGCACCUCGACCAACUUGAGUCGACGCAGGAGAUCAAAGAGGAUGCCAGCCUCACAGAUUCUACAGGCCUUCUUCCCGACGUUGUUCGGGCCAUUGGAUCGGUCGACGUUCUGCCAUCCCCUAUUACCGUCCCGGAUGAUGAGCGCACACCAGAAGCGGCUGACGCCAAUAGCGAGGACGAAGAGGUGUCCUCCAUUCCCAUGUAUCUUCGGCUGUAUGCCGUCGCACCUGUCGAAUGGGAUCUUUCGUCCAAGGUCAAGCCUCCAUUCUUGCUACGAGGAAGCCUGCGACCGUACCAGCAAGCAGGUCUUGAAUGGCUUGCCAGUCUGCACACUAAUAACCUCAAUGGCAUCCUUGCCGAUGAGAUGGGUUUAGGAAAGACCAUACAGACAAUCUCAUUGCUCGCUCAUCUCGCUUGCGAUCGAGGCAUCUGGGGUCCACAUCUUAUCAUCGUUCCUACAAGUGUGCUGCUGAAUUGGGAGAUGGAGUUCAAGAAAUUCCUGCCUGGCUUCAAGGUCUUGAGCUACCAUGGCAACACCAAGCGUCGGAAGGAGCUACGACAAGGGUGGAAUAACAAGUACCACUUCAAUGUCUGCGUAACGUCAUACACUCUCGCCAGCCGCGAUGCUCACGUCUUCAAGCGCAAACCAUGGUAUUACAUGAUCCUAGAUGAAGCGCAUAUGAUCAAAAACUUCAAGUCUCAGCGCUGGAAUAUCUUGCUUAUGUUCCGUUCUUUUCGUCGAUUGCUCCUUACUGGUACUCCACUGCAAAAUAAUCUUACAGAACUUUGGGCACUGCUCCAGUUUCUAAUGUCUGGUACUAAUUUCGCCAAUCUCAAAGAGUUCGGUGAUUGGUUUUCGAGAGAGCCGCCCCCGCACGACGUGCGGACAGUCGAAGGCUAUCGGCGCUAUAGGACUUGGCAGCAGAAAGCUGCAACCAUUGCUAAAUGGAUGCAUAUUGGCUAUGUCAAUAGACUACGAUGCUCUCGCUUACCACUGUAUAGCGAGGAGAUCAUCGCCAUCGCACGUAGUUUAUACGAGCCUCUACGACCUCUGGACGAGCUGCCCGCGACGUCGUGGAGCAUGCCUACCCUUGCUCAAACCACAGUCAGGUCAUACGCGAAACGGGUGGAAGACAUGGCGGAGGUCAUCGAUAAAUUUGCAUUCGCGACGCCCGUAGUCGUCGCCCGAGAUAUGCCGUCCAUUGCGCUUUCCGGCUUUGACGAGACUAUACUCUCGAGACGAAGCGACCUACAACUCGACACAGUCCUCCAUCGCGCUAGCGUCAAGCUGCAAAUAGCCUUUCCUGAUCCUUCCCUCUUGCAAUACGACUGUGGCAAGCUACAAGAGCUUGCACGUCUUCUGCGAGAGCGGAAGGCAGGUGGACAUCGCAUCCUGAUCUUCACGCAAAUGACGAAGAUUCUUGAUAUCCUCGAAAUAUUCCUCAACUUGCACGGCUACCUUUAUUUGCGGCUGGAUGGCGCAACCAAGAUAGAAGAUCGUCAAUACAUUACGGAGCGCUUCAAUUCCGACUCUAGGAUAUUUUGUUUCAUUUCUUCCUCGCGAUCCGGAGGAGUCGGCAUCAAUCUGACAGGAGCCGAUACCGUCAUAUUCUAUGACAGUGACUUCAACCCACAGAUGGACCGACAGUGCGAAGACCGAGCGCACCGAAUUGGUCAGAUUCGCGAUGUCCACAUAUAUCGAUUCAUUUCCGAGCACACUGUCGAGGAAGCCUUACUCCGUAAGGCUAAUCAAAAACGGUCGUUGGACAACAUCGUCAUCCAACAGGGCGAGUUUGAUUGGCGGAGUUUAUUCUCCGACGAGACUGCAUUGACGAAGGCGCUAGGAGAGUUUGAGGACUCUGAAGACGCGCACGCUGCAGCCGUUGCUGCUAGCGAGGAGGUUGCAUUAGUUGCUGGGAAGGGGGUGCUGAGAGCGCGGGGAAUAACGUAA